CAGUUGCGUGCUGCUGAGGACGGGCUAUGGAAAUUGGAUAAUCCAUUUGAGGCGCUAUCGCCGCCACGUCCCAUUACGCCUCCGGAAGUUUCUCAUCCGACCUCUAGACGCCAAUAUGUGCGCCCUGUCGUCGUGGAAGUUCAGCCUGACAAUCCGACCGCCAUGGGCACAGGAGCGUACAUUUUGCCCCUUCCACGUCUACUACAAGCUCUCGACCCGUGACAUCGUCCGAAGCGUGGUCAAUGUACAAUUUCGAAGUUCAUGCACGGCAAUGCAGAGACUGUCACUGAGAUGCUGUGCUGAGAUCAGUUUUCAUACAAGUAAGCGCGCUGCAGCGUCUCACCAUGCGUACAUUUGAUGUUUCGAAGCAAGCUACAGAGACGCAUGCCGGUGACUUGGAGGUUCUGGUUGAAUUGGCCUCCAUGGUAGUGUAUCAGAUGUGCGCUGAGCCUUGACAAUCCCGUUAGGAGCAGCGUUGUUCAGAAGGAAAUCGUUAUAUCC
Messenger RNA from Pseudocercospora fijiensis CIRAD86, 501 nucleotides. RefSeq lists its product as uncharacterized. The transcript has a single exon. The record is from RefSeq and is a predicted model, not a curated record. The coding region runs from base 116 to 358 and encodes 80 amino acids. NCBI's taxonomy places the organism in Eukaryota, Fungi, Ascomycota, Dothideomycetes, Mycosphaerellales, Mycosphaerellaceae.